GGAGCUGCUCCGGUCGCUGGGUGACGUUUGUGAUUUUAGGGGAAGCUGCGUGAUGGCUCCAAUCCAAAUAACGUUAUUUAAAGGAAAUAUUUCUUCCUCUGUGUUCUUUAAUCAACGGAUAGCAGCAUUUUAAGCAGCGUUUAUAUCUCUCACCACAGCCGAGGUACGAAUAACAUAAAUAUGACUCUGUAGUUCGCAGCUAAGUUAGCAAAACAGGAUAAUGGACGCGCUGAAUUAGAUGUUUUGAUUAGUCCAGAGGACUGCAGCAGGAGAGAAUGAGUGGGGCUGCGCUGGGUAUUGAGAUAGUCGUGGUCUUUUUUCUGGCUCUGUUCCUGCUGCAUCGCUAUGGGGACUUCAAAAAGCAACAGCGCAUGGUGCUCUUUGGCACACUGCUGGCCUGGUAUUUGUGCUUUCUCAUCGUCUUCAUUCUCCCAUUGGAUGUCAGCACGACAAUAUAUAAACAGUGCAUAAUUGAUCAUGGCGAACAUGCUCAGUCACCAUCUGUAGGCCCAGAAAUCACCAACCAAACAACAGGAAAUGCAACUGUGGCACCCACUGCUAGCAUUCCAAAGGUGUGUCACAAGCCAUGGAGCUACAUUCCCAAUGGUAUCAUGCCUGUGUUCUGGAGGGUUGUGUACUGGACCUCACAGUGUCUUACAUGGCUUCUUUUACCCUUCAUGCAAUCCUACGCCCGCUCAGGGGGCUUCUCCAUCACAGGAAAAAUAAAAACAGCUCUGAUUGAGAAUGCCAUCUACUACGGUACUUACCUAUUCAUUUUUGGCUCGCUCCUCAUCUAUGUUGCUGUGCAUCCACAGUGGCACCUCUCCUGGUAUGAACUGCAGACCAUAGGCAUCACAGCAGCCAACACAUGGGGUCUGUUCUUACUAGUGCUGCUGAUGGGUUAUGGCUUGGUGGAAAUUCCACGCUCCUACUGGGAGGCUUCUCGGCAAGGACACCUGCUCAUCAAGACCUACUUCAAAGCUGCUAAGUUGAUGGCUGAGAAAGCAGACGCAGAGGAGAACCUGGAAGAUGUCAUGGAGGAGGUGAGAAAGGUCAACGAAUCCAUCAAGUAUAACCACCCUUUCAGGAAAUACAUUGACACUAUCCUUAGAAAGUGCCCUGUUGAAUAUCAAGAGAAGAUGGGGAGAAAUAUGGAUGACUAUGAAGAUUUUGAUGACAAGCAAAACACCUAUCCCAGUGAAAGGAGUCUAGUGAAGCUUCACAAGCAGGUCAUUUAUGCCGUCCAGAGACAUAAUCGUACACGUGUGCAGUGGCAGAUUCUUCUCGACCAAGCCUUCCACCUUGAGGACGUUGCGAAGAACGAGACCAGCACAUCAUGCCAGUUUGUCCAUAGCUUUGCACCCACAGAGCCCGCAACUUGGUUCAACCGCUACAUCUACACGCCUACUGUAGAGUGGUAUUGGGAGUGCAUGAUGAAGCAGUGGUUUUACCGUGUGCUGGCUGUAGUUCUGUCACUCUUCUCUGUGGCUGUGGUCUGGUCUGAAUGCACCUUCUUCAGCACUCGUCCUGUUCUCUCACUCUUCGCUGUAUUUAUCCAGCUUGCAGAAAGAGACUACAACUAUCUGUACAUCGAGAUGGCGUGCUUCAUCACAAUCUUCUUCCUGUGCACUUGUGUGUACUCCACUGUGUUUCGCAUUCGUGUUUUCAACUACUACUACCUGGCCUCUCACCACCAAACUGAUGCCUACAGCCUUCAGUUCAGUGGCAUGCUUUUCUGCCGCUUGACUCCUCCCCUCUGUCUGAACUUUCUGGGAUUGAUCCACAUGGACUCUGCUAUCUCUCACCAGGCUAAGGAGCAGACUGCGUACACUUCAAUCAUGGGUUCCAUGCGAGUUCUCUCUUUUAUUGCCAAUGGCUUCUACAUCUACUAUCCUAUGCUGAUAGUCAUUCUUUGCAUUGCCACAUACUUCAGCCUUGGCACCCGCUGUCUGAACCUCCUGGGCUUCCAGCAGUUUAUGGGAGAUAAUGAAAUGACCUCUGACCUAAUCGAUGAGGGCAGGGAGUUACUUCGCAGAGAGAGAAGAAAACGACAGAGAAUAGAGGAUGGGGAGAACAGAAGAAGAGAAUGGAGAGAGCGCUAUGGGCAGAGAGACGAGGCAGCAGCCAGAAACAGGGCCUCCAUCUCGGAGAUGAAGGAAACCAAUUACGCUGAAACACUCAGCUCGAACACAAACAGACAAGCCAAAUACUCUCGCAGUGGCAGUCGCUCAGGGAGGGACUGCAUUGAGCUCCUACAAGAUGCUGAGCCUUUGGACUUCAAUGCAGAAGCACUAACCGAAGACCCACUGGAAUCAAAUACUAAUAGACAUACUGGAGGGAGAUAUCUGUCUAUGUCCUCCUCCCAGAGCAGAAUCUUUGAUGAUGUGUGAAAGGCAUUCCAGGAGAAGAGAAGUAAAAGAGAUGAUGGUGAUGUAUUUAUUUGCUCGGUCUGAGGAGUGAUUUCAGAUGAACAUGGUGCUUCUGUCACUCUUGAAUGUAGAAUGUUACUGUACCUACAGAACAGGCACUAAAGGAAGGGGGUAUUUCAUUGCGCAUCCCUGAUUGAAACGUAUGUACCUAAUCGUAUUGUACGGAACAUGCACACAUACGCACACUCACACACACACCAACUCUCAAGUGCCAGGUAGUCAGUUUGUUACAUGUGGAAAAUGAGACUUUUUCUCCUUUGCCUUCAGAGUAGCUCCUUUUCAGGUAUUGAAGGAAUGUUAGUUACUGUAUAAACCUAAAUGGUCAGAGCAUUAAGUCAUGCCAGAUAAGGCUCAUUGAAUAGUUAAAUAUCUACAGUAAACUCAAACAACUCUAUCUCGAUGGUGUGCUUUCUGGACUAUUGAUGUCUACUGCAGUGUGUUGACCAGUUAAGAACAUUAUUUAUAAUUUUAUCCUCGGGCAAAGCUGGUUUUAAUUCAAUUUAAAUAUUUUAUAAACUAAUGCAGUACAGUGCAAAAUCAGAGACCACCCUUCAUUUAAUUAAUUUCCAGUCCAAAUGGCCAUUAAGUGCAAGUUAUUCGUGGAGAUUAGAUAUAACAUAAUCCACUUACGUAAGGAAGGGGAAAGUCAAAGGAAAAUAAGUGGAAAAGCAGGUGUUUUCAAAACUGGUGUUCAAACAAUUAUUAAAAUAUGGGCUACUAACAACCAUACAGACCAUCAAAACAGUAGGUUAAGCUUUCAUCUUUUAUCAAAGGGUCUGAAAGGAGGUGUAGCUUUCAAGAAGCCAAUACCGAUAAAAGAAAAUAGACAAAAAGAAAAAAAAAUGCAAAAAAGUUGCUGAUGUUGUCAGAGCAAUGGACUGACCACCCAGAGUUCAAAUUUCAACAUCAUUAAUUGUGUUCUGGAUUGCUUGGAUUGUGAGAAGCAGAAAAUAUAACCAACUUCUAUGACUGAACUUUAAAUCUGUGGAAAAAUACCCCUGCAGAUUUCUUUAAAAAACUGAACGCUGUAAUAAAAGCAAACAGUGGACACCAAAAGCUGGAAAAUGUGAUUAUAUUUAUAUUUAGCUGUUGAGGCCCAUUACAUAUGUUUUAUACGUUUUCUUUAUAAUGACAACUGAAUAACUUGUACUAAAUGCCAGUUUUGACUGGAACAGUAUUGCACAGUGUCUUGAUGAGACAGAGGGUGACAGAGGACAUUCAUGUAAAAGUUUGGUCUGAAGGAAAUGCAUCUUUAAGAAAGUAAAAUGCUGCAACAGGUCAGGUUUGUUUUAAUAUUCCAUCCAUAUAAAAGCUCAGCACAGGUGUACAGAUGUACAUAUGUAUGCACAUGAACUAAUCUAAUAUUUAUUCUCAUUCCACAUCUAGGCUAUGUGAACUUUUAUGUUUGUAUAUUUUUGUGGGACUGUGCAGACAGUUGGUCUGGUGAAAAAGGGUUGUGGGUAGUGUUCAUCUCCAAAAUUAUCUUUGCCAGGUGCAGAGUUUAAAAUGAGAACUAAUCACAUACUGUUGCACUCCAGUGCGGAUAUCAUCAGCCACAAGUAAACAUCAAAUUAUUUAGCAAAUGAAGGAAGUUGUUAUUUUUUAUGUCAGCGUUUGUCACAUUGUUUUAUGGGUGAAGUUGAUUUAAAUACAUACUGUAUCUCAACUGUUUGGGUUUUUUUGUAUGCUGCUGUUAGGACAGUGAUAAGUGACCUUGUGUGUUACUUGCUAAGUGUCACAUCACAAAGAAGGAAUAAUGUCACGUGGCGUUUUUCCGUUGCACUGCCAUUCACCAAUGCAAAAGACUGUCUGUGUGAAAAAUAUUUAUGACAUGGUACAUAAAGGAGUGUUACUGUUAGAGACUAACAAAGGUCAUAGUUGUUCGCUUAAAUGAGGAAGAAGAUGGUGAUGAGACGUUUUUUGCCAAGUUGAAAAAAAUGCUGAUUAAUUGAGAGUUUGUAGCACAAAUUAAAGUGUCAAACUUGGAACUUGUGAUGCAGAUUUCAUUCUUGAUGUACUCACUCUUUGUCAAAAUGGCAAAUUAACAUUCACGUAGUAAUCAGCAGCAUUUUUUUAUGGCGUAGGCUUUAAAGACACUUACUAUGAUUCCCAGGUGCAUGACAUCAACUGUACUCUCAGAAUGCCCUGCACAUGUAAAUACCUCAGCUCCUCAAUCACAUUUGAUGUACAUUUUUGUAUGCCUUCUCUGCUGCAUCUGCCUGAAUGCUUUCAGACAUGGUCCUGGGCAAUUUUUAAACCCAUGUAAAUGUGUUCGCUGAGAAAACUCUAUGUCAAAUUUAAUAGAAAAUCUUAACGCUGAAGUGUACUGCACUCUCACUUUGUUCAGACGUACGACGGAUUUCUCUCAUUUCAUUCCUUAACUCUCAAAAUGUCCAGUUCACUGUAUAAUUAUGAAAAUACUAUACUGGUUUCUUACAUGAUGGAUAUGACUAUGACAAUGUCAACAGUUGAUUUAGUGUGAAACAUUAAUGAAAACCACACAACCACACACAUACUAUUGAUGCUGGAUUGUUUCAAUUUGUUACCUGGUGUUGGUCCUCAGUGUUUUUAAAUAGUGAUCCACUCUUAAAAUACUUAAUAUAAUCUGUAAUGUUAAAAGUGUCAAUAAAAGAUGGAAUAAACUUCA
Colossoma macropomum (tambaqui) is the source of this 5076-nucleotide messenger RNA. It is a transcript of the gene lmbrd2b, whose product is annotated as LMBR1 domain containing 2b. Bases 276 to 2390 code for a protein of 704 amino acids. The transcript is spliced from 18 exons. Lineage: Eukaryota; Metazoa; Chordata; Actinopteri; Characiformes; Serrasalmidae. Gene Ontology annotation, cellular component: membrane. The record is from RefSeq and is a predicted model, not a curated record. Gene Ontology annotation, biological process: adrenergic receptor signaling pathway.